Messenger RNA from Geodia barretti, 338 nucleotides. The record is from the annotation of a GenBank genome assembly. NCBI's taxonomy places the organism in Eukaryota, Metazoa, Porifera, Demospongiae, Tetractinellida, Geodiidae.
CAAUGUACACAGAGUCAUCCAGACCCUUCACCUUCACAUUGCGAGUACGAAAAGCCAGGAGCAGAGACAGGACUUGCAGAAUGCCUUUGUAUCCAAACAGAAUUGCGUAGAGGACGACUUGCCCAUCAGAUUCACAGACAUAGAGAAAGUAUUUGUGAUACUCUGCUGUUGCCUAAUGAAAUUAUCAUUACAUCAAAAGUAGGUUAAAUUAUGCCAAGAAUUUCUUUAGCUCUUACUCCAAAAGUCUCCCCAGGUAGUUCUCGGUUUGCUGUGAGUUUCACACCAAGGUUGUCUCUCACAGCCUCAGUCGCAGUGUAUGUUAGGAGAAUGACUACAUC